CUUCCCGCUUUCCCCGGAGAAACAUGGCCGGGAGCCGUGAGGAGGCGCCAGACUACGGGCGAGGCGUCGUGAUUAUGGACGACUGGCCAGGCUACGACUUGAAUUUGUUCACGUACCCACAGCACUAUUACGGAGACUUGGACUAUGUCCUCAUCCCUCAUGGCAUCGUUGUGGACAGAAUCGAACGGCUGGCUAAGGAUAUUAUGAAAGACAUAGGAUACUGUGACAUUAUGGUCCUCUGUGUACUUAAAGGAGGCUACAAGUUCUGUGCAGAUCUGGUAGAACACCUUAAGAACAUCAGUCGAAAUUCCGAUAGAUUUGUGUCUAUGAAGGUUGAUUUCAUCAGGCUAAAAAGUUACAGGAACGACCAGUCCAUGGGCGAGAUGCAGAUAAUUGGAGGUGAUGAUCUCUCAACACUGGCUGGAAAGAAUGUCCUCAUUGUCGAGGAUGUUGUCGGAACCGGGAGGACCAUGAAAGCAUUGCUCGGUAGCAUAGAGAAAUACAAGCCCAACAGGAUUAAGGUAGCCAGUUUGUUGGUGAAGAGAACACCUAGAAGUGACGGCUUUAGACCUGACUAUGCUGGAUUUGAGAUCCCAAACUUAUUUGUGGUGGGUUAUGCCUUAGAUUACAAUGAAUACUUCAGAGAUCUGAACCACAUAUGUGUGAUCAAUGAACACGGCAAAGAAAAGUAUCGAGUCUAAAGAAGUAAUUUUCACCAUCGAAUCUACAGAUAACAUCCUACUUAUGACUACACUCAGGAAGCCAGCAUGUAAAGUUUGUCUCCCAGGCAUGUUCACUCAGCAGGAUUUAAAAGGAAAAAAAUUUUUUAAUGAGCGAGCUUUCUUUUCUGAGAUUAUAACGUAACAUGAAGAGUCCCAAAGGUUCUCAAGGAAAAGAAAGCAAUUCUUUUAUUUGACUUGUUCCAAAUUAAACACUCUGCCUUGCGACUCAAACUGCCUUCGCACCCCUGAGAUACACCUUCUUUUGUUCUGAUAAAGUCGUUAUGCUUGAUUACUAUACCGCCACCUAGUUACUCAAAUAUUUUUCACUUAACUUUUUUUUUUUUUUAAUACUUUACUUUGGUAAUAUUUUGCAAUCUUAAAACCUGGAAGCCUUUUUAUUGAACCUCUGAGCCCAUGUACUGGAACUGCAAGUAGAUUCCCAUCCUAAUAAUGGAGGGAAAGGACAAUUUAAUAUAAAUUUCUGUUUGCGCACUUCUGACAGGCCAUUAUUAUCUGCUUUGACAAAGUCUUUCUGAACAGCAGCGACAGUGAAUCUUAAUGAUGUUAUGAAAUGGGCUUCGCCCGGUGCUCUUGAUUGGAGCUUCCGGUAUGUGAUAACGGUAUGUCAUGUAUGCUUGGAUGUACUCAACUGUGUUUAAUACUCUGAAUUUUAAUUAG
Molecule: messenger RNA, 1400 nt
Organism: Lipotes vexillifer (Yangtze River dolphin)
Lineage: Eukaryota; Metazoa; Chordata; Mammalia; Artiodactyla; Lipotidae
Gene: PRTFDC1
Product: phosphoribosyl transferase domain containing 1
Exons: 9
Coding region: 24-701 (225 amino acids)
Biological process (GO): purine ribonucleoside salvage
Cellular component (GO): cytosol
Molecular function (GO): hypoxanthine phosphoribosyltransferase activity
Source: RefSeq, a predicted model, not a curated record